AACUUCAAGAAAAAUAUAACCUUUUAUCCGAUGAAAUGGCAAUCAAAAUCGUGUGCCUCCGUUGCCGGCAAAAGCUAACGGCGCCGGCCUAUGCCGAGAAAAUUACUUGCCCACAAUGCGGCGAGCUCAAUCCAAUUAUAAAGAAACCGUCGCCGGCGACUUCCCGAGAGCAGGGGAAGAUAAUUCCGCCGUUGAUAGGCAAAUCUAUGGAGAAACUGAGGAAAUUACUGCUCGGUAACACCCAGAGACUUUCGGGUUCAUCGGGGUCAUCAUCCUCGCCGCCGUCCAAGCUUUGCGCUUUGGACCACUCCGGCAACCAACUGCCGGCGAAGAAACGAGCGGUGCUUUGUGGCGUGAGUUACAAGAAAUGGAAGCAUAAGCUUAAAGGGACCAUUAACGAUGUGAUGAACAUGAAAACUUUAUUGACUCAAACGUACGGAUUUCUAGAGCGAAAUAUUUUAGUGCUCACAGAGGAAGAAUCAGACACUCGACUGAUUCCAACGAAGGCUAACAUCGAGAACUGCUUGAAAUGGCUGGUGAACGGUUGUCAGAAGGGAGAUUCAUUGGUUUUCUAUUACUCCGGUCACGGGUUACGACAACCUGAUUUCAACCAAGAUGAACUUGAUGGGUUCGACGAAACCAUUUGCCCUGUUGAUUUCCUUAGAGAAGGAAUGAUUGUCGACAAUGACAUUUACGCCACCAUUGUUAAGCCAUUAUCGGAAGGUGUUACGCUUCACGCCAUUGUUGAUGCUUGCCAUAGCGGAACCAUUCUUGAUCUAGAGCAUGUCUAUGAAAUUAGAGACAAGGGAAAAUGGAUUGAUAAUCGUCCUCCAUCAGGCGUGAGAAAAAAAACAAGUGGUGGCAUAGCGUAUUCUAUAAGUGCUUGCGAAGAUAAUCAAGCUGCUGCGGAUACAUCUGCUUUAAAUCCAAAUACAAUGAAUGGAGCAAUGACAUAUAUUUUACUAGAUGUUGUGAGAGGCAACCCAGAUAUAACAUAUGGAGACCUACUUGACCAAAUUGAGACGAGAAUUGAAGAUGCCAACCAACAAGGAUGCUUUGGUGGUUCAAGAAUAUUAAGCAAAUUGUUUGGUCCCAAUCUCAGUCAGAAGCCUCUGCUUUCAGCUUCUGAAGAGUUUCCAGUUUAUGAGAGGAAAUUUAAACUUUAAUUGUAUUUUAUAUUUAUAUUGGAUCCGCCAUUGAAGUAACAAGGUGCUGUUGGAGGAAAACUGGUUCAACAUCUUCAACUAUUGAUUUCUGUCCCAACUUUUGAUUUUUACUAGUUUCAAGCAGUGUCUAAUUCAAUUGAUUUAGGCUGGUAAAUCUCAGUCCAAUCAAUUUGACAAAAUUCAAA
Messenger RNA from Gossypium raimondii (Peruvian cotton), 1351 nucleotides. Its product is annotated as metacaspase-1. Bases 36 to 1166 code for a protein of 376 amino acids. Gene Ontology annotation, molecular function: cysteine-type endopeptidase activity. The transcript has 5 exons. Gene Ontology annotation, biological process: proteolysis. The record is from RefSeq and is a predicted model, not a curated record. NCBI's taxonomy places the organism in Eukaryota, Viridiplantae, Streptophyta, Magnoliopsida, Malvales, Malvaceae.